Mytilinidion resinicola is the source of this 588-nucleotide messenger RNA. Its product is annotated as 60S ribosomal subunit assembly/export protein loc1. Lineage: Eukaryota; Fungi; Ascomycota; Dothideomycetes; Mytilinidiales; Mytilinidiaceae. The coding region runs from base 1 to 588 and encodes 195 amino acids. Gene Ontology annotation, biological process: ribosomal large subunit biogenesis; intracellular mRNA localization. Gene Ontology annotation, cellular component: nucleolus; preribosome, large subunit precursor. Gene Ontology annotation, molecular function: mRNA binding. The transcript is spliced from 3 exons. The record is from RefSeq and is a predicted model, not a curated record.
AUGGCGCCCACGAAAUCCUCGAAAACGUCCUCGAAAGGCUCGUCAAGGCCUAAGGGCAACACUGGUGCAACGCAGAGCUCUAAAUCCCGCAAACCUUCCGCCGACAGCGGCAUUUCGAAACGGAAACAGAAGGGCCUUUCGCUCGCAAAACCUGGCGGGGCACAGAAGACUAAGCCGGCCGCGGUGUUGAAGAAAAAGAGGCGGAUGUACAGCGAGAAAGAGCUGGGAAUCCCGACACUCAAUAUGAUUACGCCGGCGGGCGUGCAGAAAGUCAAAGGCCAGAAGAAGGGCAAGGUCUUCGUGGAUGAUACCGAGAGCAUGAUGACCAUUUUAGCUAUGGUGAAUGCGGACAAAGAUGGUCAGAUCGAGUCGAAAAUGAUGCGGGCGAGGCAAUUGGAAGAGAUUCGGGAAGCGAGGAGGAAGGAGGCAGAGGCUAGGAGCGAGCAAAAGCAGGCCGUCUUAGAGGAAACCAAGGAUUCGCUCCGCAAGAAGCGAAACAAGAAAUCAGCUCCUAAAAAAGAUGAUGAGAGUGCCUUUAGUGCCCCGCCAAAGGCAAAAGGGAAGAUGAAGAAGGUGUCUUUUGGUUGA